This is a messenger RNA of Gymnodraco acuticeps, 811 nucleotides long. Its product is annotated as amine sulfotransferase-like. The record is from RefSeq and is a predicted model, not a curated record. Gene Ontology annotation, biological process: sulfation. The transcript is spliced from 5 exons. Gene Ontology annotation, cellular component: cytoplasm. Lineage: Eukaryota; Metazoa; Chordata; Actinopteri; Perciformes; Bathydraconidae. Gene Ontology annotation, molecular function: sulfotransferase activity. Bases 1 to 690 code for a protein of 229 amino acids.
AUGGAUGCUGCACAUCCCGACAUGGAGGAAGAGGCCGACAAUAGGGCGCACGUUCCCUAUCUGGAGGCCAACACGUUAGAUGACUUUCGUCGAGAGAGGCCAGAUCCCUGUCUUUAUGCCACACACCUUCCCCCUGACAUGUUGCCUACUGGAUUGAAGGCCAAAAGAGUCAAGGUUGUGUAUGUGAUGAGGAACCCCAAAGAUGUCCUGGUGUCCCUCUAUCACUUUUCUCACAGUUGGAAGAUGUUGGAAACACCAAAGAGCUUUGAGGCUUUCUUUCAGGACUUCAUUGAUGGCAAAGUCUAUAUGGGACUGUGGUUUGAUCAUGUGAGAGAAUAUCAGAAUGAAAAAGACAAGAUGGACGUACAUUAUGUCAAGUAUGAAGACAUGUUCAAGGACCUCAGAGGGGAAGUUGUGAAGCUUUGUGAUUUUCUGGGAAAAGGUUUGACUGAUGAAGCCAUCGAUCAUGUUGUGGAGAUGUCCACGUUCAAAAACAUGAAGACAAACCCCAAAGCGAACUACAAGGACUUGGUUGAAAAACAACGCUACAGCAGCCCAACCAUGCGCAAAGGUGCGGCAGGCGACUGGAAGAACUUCUUCACAGUGGCUCAGAAUGAGUAUUUUGACCGAGUGUUCGAAGAGAAGAUGAGCGACCUUCCUCUGAGCUUCACCUGGGAGAUCAAACAGUAGCUCCAUUAUCAUUCAAAAAUGGCUCUUACAUGGGGGUUUAAAAGAAAAAAGGUCCGGUGUUAUUCUAUAUUCUGUUGCCAACAAUAUGUUUAUCUUUUCCGCAGUUACGUAAUCAUCAAAC